CGCGGGUCAGCACCGCUCAGGUCUUCCAAUUGGUCAUUUUUCGAAGUCCGGACGCCUGGAAUAGGUCUUUCCUUGCCCGACGGCCUAUGGCAUUGGGUGGGUGCGACGGCGAUUUUACUCGGGGUAUAUAUAAGCGUUCUUCGACGACGAGGACGUUCCGCCUCUCAUCUUCAACCCGGCCACUGCUCUGUUUCACGCUCAUUUAGAACGCCUCCGAUGGCGACGAACGGCGCGGCUGCCACCAUGCCAGCUCCAAAGGACAUGGGAGCUGGGCUACGACCAGAAUCGCCUCCAAGCACCCCUGGGAAAGAACUCGUUGAAGAGCCUCAUCCGACGUACAAAACGGACUUUGGCUUUCUGCUCAUCCCUCGGCGACUUCGACACGAUCCUGCGCGACCAUUUGAGUGGACGUUGCUGCUCAAUAUCUCCUUUGGGUUUGCUAGCACGUUCACGGUGGCGAAUCUUUACUACUGCCAACCUCUUCUGAUCGAGCUCGCUGCGGCCUUUGACGUGUCGUAUGGCGAGGUUUCCAUCAUACCGACCCUGGUGCAAGCAGGAUACGCCGUCGGACUUCUCCUCAUCUCACCUCUGGGAGACCUGGUUCGCCGCCGCCAGCUCAUCAUCGGCCUCGUUCUCAUCUCGACCUGCCUGACCAUCGGUCUCGCUGUAACUUCCUCCCUCCGCGUCUUCUCCGCCCUCACUUUCCUCGUCGGCUUCGUCACCGUCACGCCUCAAAUCCUAAUGCCCCUCGCCGCCGACCUCGCCCCGCCAGCUCGCCGCGCCUCCGCGCUCGCCCUCGUCCUCGCUGGGCUUCUCCUCGGCGUUCUCGUCGCACGAGUGCUAGCAGGCAUCGUCGCCCAGUUCUCAGGCUGGCGGGUUGUGUACUACGUCGCCAUUGGCGUGCAGGCGCUCAUCCUCGUGUGGUGCUGGGCUAUCAUUCCCGACGUACCCAGGAAGAAUCGGGGGCUGACUUACUGGCAUAUUUUGGUGUCGAUGGGGCGGUUUGCGGUGACAGAGCCGACGCUAAUACAGGCGUGUCUGAUCAAUAUGGCGUCGAGCGCGGUGUUUGCGAGCUUUUGGGUGACGUUGACGUUCUUGCUGGGUGGGCCGCCGUAUUAUUAUAAUACGUUGGUCAUCGGCCUCUUCGGGCUUGUCGGAAUGCUGGGUAUCGCUGCAUCGCCGCUUGUCGGCCGCGCCGUCGAUGGUCUUGUGCCCUGGAAUGCGUCCCUCAUCUCUAUCGUCGCUCUCAUUGUCUUUCAGGCGAUACAAGUCGGCGCGAAUGGCAUUAACGUCGCCGCCGUGAUCAUAGGGGCAUUCGGGCUCGACGUCUUCCGUCAAAUGCUGCAGGUUUCCCUGACCACGGCGAUCUUCAAGAUUGACGGCAAUGCUCGUGCGCGCCUGAAUGCCGUUCUCAUUCUCUCGCUCUUCCUUGGCCAAGUCAUGGGCACGGCCGCUGGCACGCACGUCUUCACCGAGUACGGCUGGCGCGCUUGCGCCGGGCUCAGCAUGGGGUGGUGUGGGUGGCAGCUGUUGAUCCUCCUCGCACGCGGGCCGCGAUGUGCGAGGAAGACGUGGGUGGGAUGGGAGGGCGGGUGGGGGUCGUGGAAGGAGGUGAAAGAGAAGAAGGAGGCCAAGUCCGAGGGAAAGCAGGCAGUGUCCGAAGCGAUGGAGCCUUCGUACGAGGCCAAGGGUGCUGGAGCGAAGGGCAGUGCGCCGUCGACCGAGGCCGGCGCGGUCCCUGAUCACAAGGAGGAGCCGCAAUAGAGACAGAUGCGGCUUAGGUGCAUUGACAGGCACGGGUUCCCUGGAGGGCCUUCAUAGAGAUCGGGCCUAUUCCGAGCUGAUGAAGAUUGUGGCGCGGUCAUCGCCAUCUACUGGAGCUCUGCAAGCCCCCUCCUUGCAGCUGGGACGCACAGCUGGUGUCAGGCUGUCGAGUUGUAGAAGGAGUACCUCGACUAUCAACCUCUCGUUGCUCAACGUGCUCAUCAGGAUCAUUGGGUGACUUCCGCACACGUCAG
Molecule: messenger RNA, 2018 nt
Organism: Schizophyllum commune H4-8
Lineage: Eukaryota; Fungi; Basidiomycota; Agaricomycetes; Agaricales; Schizophyllaceae
Product: MFS general substrate transporter
Exons: 11
Coding region: 217-1764 (515 amino acids)
Biological process (GO): transmembrane transport
Molecular function (GO): transmembrane transporter activity
Source: RefSeq, a predicted model, not a curated record